CCGACUUUCGCCUUGUGGUGCGCUAUACUAGUUUGUUUCAUUAAUGUGACCCCUGAAUACGUGAAUUAGUAUUGCAAGAGGCCAGAAGCACUAGGCUUUGGCAGAGCACACACAAAAAGCGAAAUGCUGCCCCGGCAGGGGUUCGUCUGCCGGGGUGAUGCACGGUACAUUCUUUUGAGUUUGUGCAUAUGCCUUACUGCAGCCCAGACUAUAGUGACGGGCAAGACCGAAGCGGCAUUUGCUUCGACUGGCAAACCAGCAGCCAAAUCACCGCCACCAGCUACAACUCCCUACGACUUGUAUAUCUUCUCCACGUUUUGGCCACCGUCGGUCAUUCCGCCAGCCUCUCAAGGCCGCGCGCGCCACAUCGUCGCGACCGGGGUCGCAAGCCCUGGCUUCUGGACGCAUGGCUUGUGGCCAGCGAGCUUCUCUGGACCGCUGCCCGAGUACUGCGGCAAGGAGGUCUUCGACCCGGCGCAGCUGGGCCCCUUCCAGGGCGGGCUGGCCUUCUACCUGCGAAACCCCACCACCACCAUCUUCCCCGAGAACCUCCACACCUUCUGGAGCCACGAGUGGUCCAGGCACGGCACGUGCAGCGGCCUGGACCAGCUGUCGUACUUCACGGCCGUGUACGGCACCUCGCUGCACACGGACGUGCGGGCGGCGCUGCAGCUGGGCAAGGUGCUGCCCUCCAACGACAAGCAGUACAGCCUGGAGCAGAUCAGCGCUGCCCUGACUGCCGCCUACGGCCCCGCCUUCAACCCCAUCAUUGGUCUGGCGUGUGCGCCGCCCGGCAGCAAGGGAGACCCCACGGUGCUGCGGGAGGUCCGCAUCUGCCUCUCCCGCACCACCCUCAAGCCAGCCGAUUGCUCCUCCAUCGUCAGCCACCGCCGCCGCCAGGCCCUAUCUACAGCCGAGUCCGCCAACGGAACGGAUCCGGAUUCCGACAUUGACGACGAACAUGGAUUCCUGGAUCUAAUAUCGUCCGUGCACUCGCUGGACCCACCUCUAAGCGGAAUUGACGGUCCGGAUCCAGUGAGCGGCAGUGCUGCUGCUGACGUCAUGGGGUCGGGAUCCGGAUCCGGAUCCGGGAUUGGCGUGGGCCCGCUGCGGUACGGCACGUGUGGCGACGUGCCCACGGACCUUAUCUCCUAUCCCGCAUACGCCGACACGGACGCAGUGGUGGCCCUGCCGUGGGACAUCAUCCUGCGUGUGCUGGCUGUGGUGCUGCUGCUGGGCGCCGCCGCGGCGGGCGGCCACGCGCUGCUGCAGCGCUGGCAGCUGCUGCCGGCCCUGUUCACACCCAGGCCAGUGACUGAGGUGCACUACCCGCUGGUGCAUGAGCCGGUGACGGUGUGUGUAGAGCCGCUGCAGCUGGCGGCGCUGUGGGACAGCCUGCCACACAUCGCCGCCUUCGUGGAGGACCUGCCCGUGGGCAUGGGCAUCAAGGGCGGCAUCGCGCGCAAGCUGCUCAAGGAGAAGUACGGCAAGCCCGAGCCGCCUGGCGCCUUCGACGUGGACGUACUGCUGUUCGUACAGCAGUACAGCCCCGAGGCUCGUCGCGCGGUGCGUGAGGCCGUGACCGGCUGCCGGCUGGGCGGUCUGGUGCUUGAGCCGCAGGACGUGGAGGUGCUGUCCAAGGAGUGGCUGCCGGAGUACUUCAUAAGCAGGGACGUCACGCAGAACGAGGUGCUCAUCCUCAAGUCCGCCCCCGGCACCGCGCAGCUCUACUACACGGCCCAGGCCCGCAACGACGUGGCCGCCGACCUGAUCCGGCCGUGUGUGCACGCGCUCAAGACCGAGUUCCACCUGGUGUGGGAGCUGGAGAAGGACGGCACGCCCUACACAGCCAGCCAACAGGUGUGCCGCAGCCUUGUCCGCUACCUCAAGGGCCACGGCUCCGACUACGCCUUCGACGCCGCCACCUGGGCCCACUACCAGCGCACCGGCCUCAGCAAGAGCGAGCUGUUCAAGGUGCUGCGGCCCUUCCACGAGGACGACACCAAGAUGCAGGCCGCGGUGGACCACCUGGUGGACAUCGGCUUCCUGCACCGGGCCGAGCUGCGGCGGGCGGGCGGCGUCAACAUGCUGUGGGGACUGCUGCUGCAGGAGAUCAACACCCAGGUGUCCCGCCACGGCGGCCGCUUUGUGUUGGGGUCGCUGGACCCGGACGGCGUGGAGCGCUGGGUGGAGGGCAAGAAGGCGCAGACGGCGGCGCGGCUGAUCACCGAGGAGAUGCGGGCGGCGCGGACCGGGUUCGUGCCGUCGGACGAGAGCGUGCUCGAGCUGGGGCUCCUCACCUUCCCCCAGACCCUAAUCGACUUCAUAGCCACUGGCCCCUGCUUCGACGCCCCAGCCUACCUCCGCUCCGCCGCCGCCGCCGCUGUCAGCUCCCUCAACGCCGCCGCGCCACUGGCACUGACGGCGCCGCCGCCGCCGCCGCCCAGCGCCGGCGACACCCCUCUAAUGGUGCCGUCUCGCAGCCCCUCCGGUGUGCUAAUGAUUACGCCUGUCGCACCGGAGGCGCAAACACCUGCUGCUACAGCCGCUGCAGCGGCUGCAGCGGCUGCUACUGCCGUUGCUGCUGGUGGCGGCGCGAGCAACCGCCUGUUGGGGGAUGUGGUGGAGCGGGUGGAUGACGCAGCCGUCCUGAUGCCCAUUCCUGCCGGCAAGCUGCGCUGGCACGCGAUGCAGUCGGCUGCGGCCGCCGGCGGCGGAGUCAUGUACCAGGUCUUCCGCGGCGCAGCAGCUGGCACCAACGCCGGCACCGGCACCGGCACCGGCAGUGGCGGCCUUAGUGGCAGCAGCCCGGCGUCGGGCCGCCGCGGUGCCGGCCUGCUCAGCGCCGCCGCCGACGGCGGCACCGCAGCCGCCGGUGGCAGCGGGAGCAUUGAGGAGGAGCUUAAGAAGGACGUGGAAAGGUUGCGGGCGGCGCUGUUGAGGCACGGCAGCACCGGUGCGGGGUCCUCGUCAUCGCCAGCGGCGACGUCGGCGUCCAGUGACGCCCUCACGGCGGCGGCAGACGCGGCGGCGGCGGCGGCGGGCGCGGGCGCGGGCGCGGUGCCGGCGGAGAGCGCGGCGGAGCGGUCAUUGCAGGAGAUGGCCGGCAACGCACGGGAGCAACAGAGGCGCCACAACGCUGCAAUCAAGGGCGUCAUUGGUGCCUCGCUAAUCAGCGCCAGCAAGCACCAGCAGCAGCUGCCGGCAGAGAGCGGCCCCGCACAUGCCGCGCCGCCCGUCGACGCCUCCGCCGCCUCCGCACCCUUCGGCGCUGCUGCUACUGCCGCCGAGCCGGCGCCCAUCGCAACCGUCAGCGGAGGCGCUGCUGCUACAGCCGCGGUCCGCAGCCGCCCUGUCGGCCCCAGCGGCGGCGCACUCGACAUGUACCCGGGCGCAGCCGCCGGCCGCGGCGGCGGCGGUGCUGCAGCUGCUGCUACAGCCGGGGCAGUGGGCGGCAGUAGCAGUGCCUUUGACACGGUCGCCUACUGGCUCAAGUACAGCAGUCUUGGCGACCUGGCGUCGGAUGCCGCGGGAGGGGACUCGCUGGGGUCUUUCUACCAGGCUUCUGCAAUGGCGGGUGGCGGCGGCGGCCUCGUCAGCGGCGGCGCGGGAGGCGGCGGCGGCGGUGGCGGCGGCGGUGGCGGCCCUGACGACGAGGGCUACGUGCCGCUCGUAGGCGACCACGAGACGGCCCAGCGCCGACGGCCCACGCUGGGUAAACUGUUCAUGUUCGUGAUCGGCGUCAUGUCCAUCGAGCGCGCCCUGCUGCUGGCCGCCUACGGGCUGCUGCUGGCCGGCCUGGUGGCGCGGCUGUGUCUGCCGCGUGUGGAGGCGGCGCUGUUUGACGCCUUCAACGAACUGGACACGCGGCUGUUUUGGGACAACCUCGUCGUGGCCAUGGGCAUCAUCUUGGCUGACAUUGCGCUCACGCUGGCCGGCCGCCUAGCCCUGGAGGGCUUCACGCGCAGCGCCAUGAGACAGCUGUUCAGGAGGUUCUUCGAACACGUCGUGUAUCAGGACCUGCCCUUCUUCGCGCGCCUGUCGCCCGGAGAGCUCAUGGCGCGCACCAGCGGCGACUCCCUCACGCUGAGGGGCAUUGUGUCCAGCACCCUGUACAGGCUGGUGGAGGGUCUGACGUUGUUCCUGGGGGCCGGCGCCUUCCUAGCCACCUCGGCCUCGCACCUGCUGCGCGGCCGCCCGCAGCUGGCGCUGCUGUUUGUGGCGGUGGCGGCGGUGGACGUGGCGGAGGCGGGGCUGCUGGGCUGGCAGCUGAAGAAGGUCAACCAGGCCGUGCGUCAGUCCAUGGGCCGCAUGUUCGGCUUCACGCUCUCCGUGUUCGGCCUCAUCCCGCUCGUGUCCGCCCUGGGCCUGGAGUCCCGCAUCGUCAACGACUACAAGGCCUUUGCAGCCGAUUACUUCCGAAACACCUUCAUGCUGAACUGCUUGAUGCACGCGCAGAGCGCCGCCACUAGCCUGCUGGCGGCGGCGCUGCGGGGCUCGCUGCUUGCGUGCGGCGGCGCGGCGCUGUUUGACGGCGUGACGACGGUGGGCACGCUGUUUGCGCUGCUGCAGUAUUGCAGCUGGCUGCAGAAGGGGCUCAAGCAGGCCAGCGAUAGCUGGGCUCGGCUCAUGGCGGGCCUUGGCUCCGUGGAGCGACUGGUAGAGCUACACGACAGAGGUACCUUUGGCGCCACGCCCGGGGGACAGGAUGGUCCCGCCGGCGGCGCCGCUGACGGCGCCGCGGACGGCCGCAGCCUGUUCCGUGACGCCGACGGCACGCCUGGCGGUGUGCGCGACGUCGCGGUUCACGUCCACGAUGGCGCCACCGCCACCGCCGCCGCCGGCGCUGCCAGCGGCUUGGCGGGCGUUCAGUCGGCACUGGUGGGCGCCUGGCGGCGCACCUUUGGCAGCAGCGCCGGCGCGGGCACCGCCGCCGCCUCCGAUACCGAGCGGCUCGCAGAGCCGCUCCUUGGCCGCGGCUCGACCGACCUCGAGUCCGGCGGCGCCGGCGCCGGCACCACCGGUGGCGUGCUGAGUGCGGCGUGGUGGGCGCGCUUCGGCCCGCAGCAGCAGCUGCGGCCGGACUUUGGCCGUCUGCUGGGCGGCUUCAAAUUGAGCGGCGUGCACCUGACCAUGCGCGGGCGCACGGACCGGCUGCUGCUGCGGGAUGCCAACCUGGAGGCGCUGGCGGGGCAGGCGGUGGUGCUCACAGGCGACGACGCCGAAGGCCUGCACGGGCUGCUGUCGCUGCUGCUGCUGCGGCUGCCGCCCUACAAGGGCACCCUGGCCUUCCAGCUGCCCGCCGCCGCUCUGCCCUCCGCCGCCGCCGCGCUGAUGGGGCCCACGCCGAUGGACCGGCUGCUACAGCGCCAGCCGCCGCCGCGGCCCCACGACGGCGCCGCAGGCGCCGACGCGGCGGCUCCAGCCACCGCCGCCACCACUAACACGGCUGCCGCCACCGCCACCGCGCUCGCCAGCACCGGCAUCAGCUCCAGCAGCAGCAACGGUUGGGAGUGGGCGGCGUUCAGCUUCCGACACGACGGGCUGCGGCCGCUGCGCAGCCGUGUGGGUCUGGUGUCGCGCUCCAUGUGCGGCGUGUUCCGCACCACGGUGGAGGACAACGUGGCGGUGGCGGCGCCGGAGCGGGAGGUGGGCACGGCGGAGGUGCGGGCGGCCGCCGCGGCGGCGGGGCUGCAUGAGGAGGUCAUGGGGCUCAAGGACGGCUAUUUCACGCUGCUGGGCGAGGGCAGCGGUACCUGCCUGUCGCCCGCCGGGCUGCUGCAGCUGGCUGUAGCACGUGCGCUGCUGCGGCGGCCGGCACUGCUACUGCUGGAGGACUACGAUGCGUUUGCCGAGGCGCUGGGGGAGGAGCGGCUGCAGGGGCUGCUGAGGCGGCUGCGGGGCGGCGGCGCGUGUGUAGUUGUGGUGGCGGGGCACGGCAGAGCGGCGGGUGUGGGUGCAGGUGCGGUGGAGCGAGGCCAGGUGAGGCAGGAUGCGAAGUGGGACUGGGCGGACGUGCACGCGCACUUGCACGGGGGCACGCUCGACUCGGUGACGCUGGAGGGAGGUGCGGCAAGGGGUGGCAGUGGGCCGGAGGGCGGUGCGGCGGCGAGCGAGUGAUCUGGUAGUAGCAGCAGCAGGCGGCGGCAGGUGGUGAAGGCACCCAGGUGCCAAUCCCAGUUUGGGCUGAGUCUAGAGGGCCCCAAAAUGUUUGGGGGCCUGAAACCACCGGAACAUUGGCAUGGUAGAGGUCGCUCGGGGACAAAUGUUGGUGCCUUACGAGGAAUUUCGUCCAGCGUAUGCAUUCGUACUACUCGCCUAGUCUCGUUGCACGGUCUGGUUUGCACACAACCGACCUGUAACAAACAACAUACGGUCGGAUCUUGUGGUCUGCUGGUGGGGGUCGUGCCGUUGACAUGUAUGUGUCUGUGUGUCGGAUUCAGUAAGGCCAAUGCAUGCACAAGGGUCUUUACACCACAUGUAUACAGGACGCCCAAGGGCACUGCUAGUUGCCGUGUCCUCCACCCCUCCGCUCUCCCCGCCAGCAUGUGCCAUGACCACGCAUUGCCUCGCUCAACAUGCAUGCCCUUCAAUCUACGGUUGGCAAACGUUCCCAUAGGGCGCACUGCAUCUGGUUGGUGCUGUCCACACACGAACAGGUGCGGUGCAUCGCGAUGACUACUACAACGCAGUGACUGCACCCUGAUCUGCUCUGCUCCACCCACCUCAACCCUUAA
Molecule: messenger RNA, 6737 nt
Organism: Chlamydomonas reinhardtii
Lineage: Eukaryota; Viridiplantae; Chlorophyta; Chlorophyceae; Chlamydomonadales; Chlamydomonadaceae
Exons: 25
Coding region: 124-6120 (1998 amino acids)
Biological process (GO): transmembrane transport
Cellular component (GO): membrane
Molecular function (GO): ATP hydrolysis activity; ABC-type transporter activity; ATP binding
Source: RefSeq, a predicted model, not a curated record